ACGAUUUUUCUUUCCAAGUUCGCAGUUAUCUUGAAAGCGAGUUCCCACUUCCUUGAUGUUUUGAAACCAGCAUUAUUAGUGGCGUUUUCACAUAUUCAUUAUUGGUUUCUAAACAGGUGGUGAGGAUUCUAUACCACCUACGAAAUGAUUAUCUUCAGGAUUAGAAAAUGCCUUCUAACCACUGUUCUACUCUGCAUCUUUACUAUCAUUGUGUUUUAUUCUGGACAGCAAUCCUCCAAUUCAUUUGUGAAUUUUGUAAAAAAUGCCCUUGGGCCGCAGGACGAUAUCUUCUCACCACCGCCGGACGACGACCCAUGGUUUCAGAAGCGCUUCAUCAGAUCUAUCAAACUAUUUCUGACGAGAGAGAACAAGAAACUCUCCGAUGAUACCAGAACGUGGUGGCGGGAAAUCCAGAAUGACAGUAGCACAGCCAAAUUCAGCGAGGUGGUGGAGAAGUUGUUCCAGGUCAUCCCUGAUGCUGACCUCCACAUGGAUGCGGGCCAUCAGCGCCAUGGAAGCUGUGCUGUGGUGGGGAACUCUGGGAACCUCAAGGGUUCCCACUUCGGAGCCCUCAUAGACUCCAGUGACGUCGUCAUAAGAAUGAACAAGGCUCCUACCUCUGGCUAUGAAGAGGAUGUUGGGAAACGGACCACGUAUCACAUCAUGUACCCAGAGAGUUCAGUAGAUCUGGACAAAGCCACUAGGUUCCUGUUGAUCCCUUUCAAGACUCUGGACCUUCAGUGGCUACCAGGAGCCAUGACCACUGGGUCUCACAUCACUUUGUCAUAUUUACCACUUAGACAGAAGAUGAAGGCCAACAAAGAUUUGCAGGUAUUGGUUCUGAAUCCUGUGUUUAUGAAAUAUGUUCAUGAAAACUGGCUUGACUAUCAGGGCAAAUACCCCUCCACUGGAUUCAUGGCUUUGAUAUUAUCCCUACACAUCUGUGACAAGGUGAAUGUGUAUGGAUUUGGGAAAGACAAAGAUGGGAACUGGCACCACUACUGGGAAACCCUAGUCGAUAAAAAUCUCCAAAGUGGACUACACGAUGGAAACUACGAGUACAACGUCAUCAUGAGGCUCUCAGAAAUACACAAACUACAGCUAUUUAAGGGAUUUCGCUUAUAAUUCAUAAAGAUAAUUUCCCUUACAGCUGUAUAUACACUAUAAAGAGCUUUUUAUUAAAGCGGAUUAAUCAAAUAGGCGUUAGCCUAUUGUCUACAUUGCACAGCAUUUACGUACUCAAAUACCUUAUCCUUUUAUCUGCACUACCAUUUUUGGUUUUGUGUGAACUUGAACAAUGUGGGGCCAUAUUUAUGAACUUUGGCUUAGACCAUGGUUUAACUAUUGGUCUAAAAUGGCUAGCUGUUAGCUUUUCUCAUAGGCCAACCUGGCCAAAUUAGCCACGAUGCUGAGGACGGCCAGCAGAUAAUUAUAUCCAAUAACAAAUUCCAUCUUGGCCAGUUUAAAAUUGCCAUGACCCAAUGCCUUUUUUUCACUAAUGCAUCCUUAACAGAAGUCCACCGGCACGUUCUGAUACUCAAAUUAACUGCAUCGCAUGCAAAAAUCUGUCUGGACAAUAUUCACCACCUGUGUAAGUAUGAAUCUCCCGUGUUAUCAUUUUUCUGUUUCAACAUGUGAAUUUACAUUCAUUGUGGUAUUGUUAAGGAAACUACCGCCAUCACCUUAAAAAUGAAGCCUAAGAAUGAAUUUCAUAAAGCGCUAGGCCUACGACUUCAGCCUUCACCAGCACUGCUACUAGGGCCUAAUAAUAUCUAAGCAUAUGAGGCUGCAUGGAUGUGUGCACUAGACUACUUUAGUUUUAUUUAUUUAACCAGGUAGGCAAGUUGAAAACAAGUUCUCAUUUACAACUGCGACCUGGCCAAGAUAAAGCAAAGCAGUUUGACAACAUGAAACAACAUGGAGUAAAACAAACAUGCAGUCAAUAAUACAGUAGAAAAAUAAGUCUAUAUACAAUGUGAGCAAAUGAGGUGAGAUAAGGGAGGUAAAGGCAAAAAAGGCCAUGGUGGCAAAGUAAAUACAAUAUAGCAAGUAAAACACUGGAAUGGUAGAUUUGUAGUAGAAGAAAGUGCAAAGUAGAAAUAAAUAAUGGGGUGCAAAGGAGCAAAAUAAAUAAAUACAGUAGGGGAAGAGGUAGUUGUUUGGGCUAAAUUAUAGAUGGGCUAUGUACAGGUGCAGUGAUCUGUGAGCUGCUCUGACUACAUGUAAGUUAGGGCUACAAUGUUUUUAUAAUCAUUAUCUAGCCUACCUUUGUUUAACAGUGUAAAGUGGCUGGUCUGGCUAGGUUCACCAAGUGUCCAGUAAAGGGCGAAGCUACUCCAGAAAUCCGCUGAGGUGAAGCCUAGCCUCAUGGCUUCACUAUUUAUGAAGCCCAUUCAAUAAGCGACUGACUGACUGCUCUCCUAUUCUGUAACACAUGCUAUUGACUGACUGGCUUAGCCUAUAUAGACAUUCAGAUCGACAAUAGAGCCAUCUUCAUUGUCAUGGACGUGUUAUUUUCUGGGCUAACAUAUAUCAACACGAUAGCCUAUUGCCGGUUUAAAUAGCUAUUUAAAGCAAAAUGGUGUUGAUAUAGGCAAGCCUAGCCUACUAUAGUUUAAAUGUUACACGUAUUCACCCCAGAUAGUGUCCUCCUAACUAUAACCUAUUGCAAAUGGGACUUUAGUUUAGCCUACACUUCAAAUAUUUAUUAGGCCUACACUAAUUCUGGUUGUAUUGUGAAUCGAAGAGCAGGAAACGCAUAGUAAAUGAACAUUAAAGGAGCUUGGAGUCACUCCGACUGAAAGGUUAUAGGAGAGGCCCAAAAAUAUUACAAAUAUUAGUCACUACAAUGAAUAUAGGUGAAAUUACAUAAUGUGUACACUUAAUUGUAUAAGGUUUUUAUAUGCAUUUUGAUCAUCGGCUGCUUCGUCACAUUUGCGUUAUUUUCCUCGGACCAGCAGUGGAGGGUUUUCUCCUUAUAAAUAAUAUUGCCCCGAAUGGGCUUCAUACUCACAGCCCAUAUUUUAUUUUACCUUUAUUUAACUAGGCAAGUCAGUUAAGAACAAAUUCUUAUUUUUAAUGACGGCCUAGGAACAGUGGGUUAACUGCCUUGUUCAGGGGCAGAAUGACAGAUUUCUACCUUGUCAGCUCAGGGAUUGGAUCUUGCAACCUAUCGGUUACUAGUCCAACGCUCUAACCACUAGGCUACCUGCCGCUGACACCAUGGAUCACUUUAGUGGAUCACUCCACCACUCCGGGCUAGCAGUAGUGGGUAAAUUACUGUGAGGGUUAUCGCCUUUUAAUUUUGUAUUCAGACAUCGUAACAUGUUAUAUAAUCCUCCUACUUUUUUCAGUGAAAGUAUAUGGAUGUGUGUUUAAAUGGAUGAGCAAAAAAAUGUAUUAAUUUUGUAGGACGUCAGCCUAGUCAAGGAAGUAACCUAGUCAAAGAAGCAUCAGGCAAAAUAUAUAUAUAUAUAUAUAUAUAUAUAUACUACUCAAAAAAAUGAAGGGAACAC
Molecule: messenger RNA, 3515 nt
Organism: Salmo salar (Atlantic salmon)
Lineage: Eukaryota; Metazoa; Chordata; Actinopteri; Salmoniformes; Salmonidae
Product: CMP-N-acetylneuraminate-beta-galactosamide-alpha-2,3-sialyltransferase 1
Biological process (GO): sialylation
Cellular component (GO): membrane
Molecular function (GO): beta-galactoside (CMP) alpha-2,3-sialyltransferase activity
Source: RefSeq, a predicted model, not a curated record